Cyclocybe aegerita is the source of this 363-nucleotide messenger RNA. The record is from the annotation of a GenBank genome assembly. Lineage: Eukaryota; Fungi; Basidiomycota; Agaricomycetes; Agaricales; Hemipholiotaceae.
AUGACUACCUACCUCCCCGCCUCUAAUCCUCAGGUUUUGGUCGACGCGCUAGGAACCAAGCUCGGCAAUAUUGUUCUUGACGUCGCCCCUGGUACAGGACCGCGCUACCAAGUGCCUGCUUUAACUCGGGAGGCUCGCCUACACAAACUUUUCCCUGCCGCUGCAUUCGCAGUGCGAUUCAUGAUCCGAACCCGCCAGGCAGCUUCGCCCCUGUCGCGUUCGCUAGGCAACAAAGUGUCUACCCUGUCUCGGGAGGCUCGCGUACUUAAACUUUUCCCUGCUGCCGCCUUCGCAGUACGAUUUAUGAUCCGUACCCGCAAGUCGAGCGCUCGACACCGGCUUCCUGCCCGCGCUGUUAACUGA